AUGGCGGAACCAAAAUAUGCCGCAACGAAAACUACAAAAAAUCUUGGAAAGUAUUGCGUUGCUGGUGCCCCAAAUAAUGAAAGUUGCAAGAACAACUCGACCACUCCCGGGAUAUCAAUGCAUGAAUUUCCAAAACCUGGUAAUCAACUGCGAAAUCUAUGGAUAAAGUUUGUCAGGCGACAUAGAAUGGCAGACUGGCAGCCUUCGCCUUACUCGUGCUUGUGUUCUGCACAUUUUGACCCACAAUCUUUCAUCAGCGACUUGACAUUUAACACAAACAGACUUAAAUGUUCUUGGAUCUUCAGGAUCAUAAGUUUGUUGGGUUAA
Paramuricea clavata is the source of this 327-nucleotide messenger RNA. The record is from the annotation of a GenBank genome assembly. NCBI's taxonomy places the organism in Eukaryota, Metazoa, Cnidaria, Anthozoa, Malacalcyonacea, Plexauridae.